Messenger RNA from Cydia strobilella, 1058 nucleotides. RefSeq names its product dnaJ homolog subfamily B member 13-like. The transcript is spliced from 2 exons. The record is from RefSeq and is a predicted model, not a curated record. Lineage: Eukaryota; Metazoa; Arthropoda; Insecta; Lepidoptera; Tortricidae. Gene Ontology annotation, cellular component: cytosol. Gene Ontology annotation, molecular function: protein-folding chaperone binding. Bases 29 to 1045 code for a protein of 338 amino acids.
UUUAUUUUCCGUAAUUUUUUAACAAAUAAUGGGUUUCGACUACUACGGUAUUUUAGGUGUGAAACGAUCAUGUACUCAAUACGAGAUUAAAAAGGCGUAUCGUCGCUUGGCGCUAAAGUAUAACCCAGAAAGGCAUGACGGGGAUGAGGGCAUAAAACGAAUCUUUGCGCUGAUCGGGGAGGCUUACGAGGUGCUGGUUGAUCAUAAGCAUAGGGCUGUCUUUGACCAGUAUGGUGAAGAAGGGCUUAAACGAGGGGUACCGAGCCCUACAGAAUACAUACAGCCAUACGCAUACCACGGGGAUCCGCUUAAGACCUUCCACGAUUUCUUCGGCACUACCAAUCCAUACGCCAACUUAUUGGACUACUAUGAAAACCCGCCUCCAAUGUUCGAGUCUCCUCUAGGCAGAGGCUACAAAGAAAAGGACGUCACUAUUUUCAGACCACUAUCUCUGUCUUUAGAAGAAAUUUACAAAGGAGGACUGAAGAAAAUGAAAAUUCAACGCUUAGUGUUCACUGAUGAGACUUGCUCAGAGCUGAAAUUGCGUGAGAAAGUGCUUUCUAUCCCGUUCGCGCCUGGCAUCUAUCCUAAUACAGAAAUACUUUUUAAAUCGGAAGGCGACCAAGGACCGACUAGGAUUCCAGCAGAUGUAAUAUUCGUAACGGAGGACCGUCCCCAUGAUACGUACGUACGAUGCGGUUUGAGCGACUUACUCAUAGUCAAACAAGUAAGUUUAGAAGAAGCUCUAUGUGGUCUAGAUAUAACCUUGAAAACCUUAGACGAUAGAGUGGUCAGAACUAAAAUUUCUGACGUCAUCACGCCGACUUACGAAAAAGUAAUAGACGAUGAAGGCCUCCCAGUACCCGCGUGUCCUAAGAAAGCUAAAGGUAAUUUGGUGAUACGUUUCAAAAUCGAUUUUCCGAUUUAUCUGGCGCCAAAAGCGAAGAAAAAGUUUGCAGAAGCGUUCAGGUUGAAUGAGGAGGAAAAUAAGAAGUUUGACGAUAUACCGUGCGGUGCGCUCGCUUCUUCGGAGGUUUCGAUUUAAUAUAAGUUUUUUG